CGAAGUCACACAUUAUUCAAGACCGUCCUCACUUAAUUGACAUUUUCGUUCAACCAAGUCGCUCUAACUUUCCAACCCAUACCAUUUGUUUCCCAUGUCCGACUUCUUCAAAUCCUCGGCAUCGUCUAGUUCUCCGUCAGACAUGGCCGCAAAGAAAGAAGCUGUAAUGAAUGGUGUACGCUCCGAGAUUGCCCUAGCCAGCGCGCAGGAGCUUAUAAAUAAAACGAACGAAAAAUGCUAUGACAAGUGCAUUACGAAGCCUGGGACCUCCCUGUCCGGCUCAGAGGAGACAUGCCUGUCUCGGUGUCUCGAGCGUUACCUGGAAACAUUCAACAUGAUCAGCAAAACCUACACGGCCCGCUUAAGCAGAGAACGGGAGCAGCGGCAAAAUAAUCAGAUAUAACCGGCAUAUUGUAUUUGUACAACCCCAUUCCAUUAAUCGUGCUUUCAGUGCUAGUCGUUAAUCAAUCUCACAUGUGUGAUAUCAUGCCGGCUCCAUU
Suillus clintonianus is the source of this 500-nucleotide messenger RNA. Its product is annotated as Tim10/DDP family zinc finger-domain-containing protein. Lineage: Eukaryota; Fungi; Basidiomycota; Agaricomycetes; Boletales; Suillaceae. The record is from RefSeq and is a predicted model, not a curated record. The transcript is spliced from 5 exons. The coding region runs from base 95 to 403 and encodes 102 amino acids.